UUUGUUCCUACUCCACAAGAUAAUAUAUCUUUGCGAUAAUAUUCUUAUUAAAUUAUCUAAGUGUAACAUUAAAAGGGGGGAAGGGUUAAGAACAAUAAAUAAAAAAAAAUUAUCCUACUGCGUAAAACCGAGUGAAAAGAAGAAAAAUGUUUCGCUAUUCGCGCAAUCUUGUUUGCGCUAUUUAGCUUGCACCUUUCCGUAGUAUCAUAAAGAAUCUUUGGAUGCAAGCCAAGAAUUAAAAUAUUCAUGGAAGAUUGCAUUUUAUGGUGAUAUUAGCUAUUUUCUCAAUAUACUUAGUGUAAUUUAUUACUAUUUAUAAAAUGGUGCCUAUUGUAAACCUCCAAUGUACGCAAGAUUUGUAUAAGCCGCACAGCCUGUUGGUUCAAAGAGACAAGAGAUUGAAUUUCUAGGAAUAUUUGCCACAAAGUGGAUACUUUAUAAAUGGGGGUCGAUGAGAUUGGCUGGGAUCAUUAGACAUAUGAUAAUGUAUUUAAAUUACAUUCAAUAUUAAGAUGACAUGCCCUUAGUGUGACAAAUGUUCUGGAUCAACAAAAUAACAUAAUCACAAUCGUGAUAUCAAUGUGUGAUUAACCCGAAUAGAACGAAACCCGUAAAAUCGUCUGGAAAUGUUUAUACAUCUAGCUGGACUGAUACAGCACAUUGUGUUAACUUAUAAUAAUAUUAUAAUUAAUACUGAUCAUUAGAGAAUAGAUUAUAAUACUGUGCAUUUCCAUUUUUUAAAUUUCAUUAAAACUAUUAACGACGAUGUCGGUAAGAAUGGAAAUAAAAGUAGUAAUAUAAAGACAGAAAAACUAUUAGAUGCUGGAAACAACGCCAUGAAAAUUUUUCACAGAAUGCCCAGUGAUAGCUCGGAUGUGGACGCUACACCUAAAAAAAGGACAGUGCUAAAGUAUACUGAAGGUGAUUUACCAACUUGUGAAGAAAUCAAACAAUUAGUAAAAUCGAAUCUUAAAAAUGACACUUAUGUUUUUUCAAGUGAUUCUGAAAAUGAAAACAAUUCACAAGAAGAUAACAAUUUAUUUUCAAAAAGGAGAAGAAGAAAAACUGAUGCAAAAUUGGAUCUUACCAAAAACUUCGAGGCUCUGCCUACGAGAGUUAUCUCAAGAGUACGAAAACCUGUUGAAAAGGGCUCCCGUACUAUUUUGACGCCAAAAUAUGUGAUAGAACAAGAGGAUGGUAUUGAUAAAGAAAUUGUUACCGAAAAUAUCUCACGGAUCAAAACGAUCUUGGAAAAAACCAAAGCGCAUAAGAAAGGAUUACCUAAUAAAUCGCAAAAAUCUAGGUUAAACAUAAAUAACAAAACGAUAAAACAGGAUAUACGACGAAAAACUUCGAAAUGGUCUAAAAGUAAAUUAAAUGAUAAAUCAUCACUAGAAAUAACUAAAAUAGUUACAAGAAAUGAAUUCAAAAACAAGGAUUUCAUUGUUAAAACUAAAUGUCCUAAUAAAAGAAUUACUGAUAAUAAAAAAUACCGCAAUGGCAAUAAAAACGAAAACGAACAAAGAUCGCCCAAAAAAGUUCAAAGUAAAACGAUGACAAAAACGUCAAAUACAAUGCAAAUAGAACCACAGACACAUAAUCCAACCAAGGCAAGUAUGGACUCAACAGUAGGAUUUAACCAGAAUAACAGAAAAACUCGAAAAAGUUAUAAGGUAGAUAACAGUAUUGCAUCACCAGAACCUAGACGAAGUAGACGAACGAAGGCUACCAAAGAUGUUAAAGAAAACGGCCCCACACCACCAAAACCUAAGUCAAUAUUGAAACGAUUGAAAAGAUCAGAAUUAAAUAUUCUAAGUCCUACGCGGUUUCGAUCAUUUAUUAUUCAAAAUAGUGGUUUGAGACCGCUAAAAUCCCAAACUUCUUGACGAUUGCAGUGAAGAGGCCUUGUCCAUCAACGCACAUUCGUCAGGUCUGGACGUAUCAUUAUAUUGUGAUUUAGCAAAAUGUUAAUAAUUUAUUUUAUAGUUUAAGAGACACAAACUUAAAGUAUUUUUAUAUGCGAGAGGCCUUGCAUACAUGGCGCGCAGGAUCCUUGUCUGAUCCUUUCAAUUUAUAUUUAUAAUUUACCUUUUUUGAAUGUGUAGUCUUGUUAUUGACCUUCGAUAUUGUAUUAAAACAGAACAACAUAUUGUCUAUGUACAAUCUGUUGGUACUAAAAAUUUUAGAAUUUAAAAUAAUCCGUCUUGUGUGGUAUUUUAAAUUAACAUAUUUUUGAAGUCUUGAGAACUGAUGCGAUGUAUGGCAAUGAAAGCUAUUUAUUAAUGACACAUACUUUUAUAAGAUGUAAUAAAUAGCUUUCAUGACAAAUCAUUACGGUGGAAAAAGAGAUCAAAAUAUCGACUAUUGAUAUGCAUAGCAUCAAUACACUGAAAAUUUAUAUAAAUUUUAAUUUUGUUACAAUCUAUGUACUUAUUAAAUCAGUUUAUCUUAAUUAACAUUAUUUUUAGCAAUAAAUUCAUAGGUCCUAAUAUUAUAUAAUAAUUAUUAUGGACCAUGAAUAUAUUGCGACACGCCAUCUGAGUAAUACAGACACAUACACCAGAUCCAGAAAUGGUCUCGCCUGAAAAAGCCAGGGGAACUUAACGGUGCUAUUUAUUACUGGCGUAUGCAGGGACUUAGUUAUGAGUAGAUCCAGUGAGUGAAACUCAGUGGAUUGGUCUUUGGCUCAGUAACCAGUUACUAAGAAAAUGGCCAUGUACUAAUGUGUAUUUACCAAAGAAUAGUUAUAUUAUUAUAUUAAUAAUUUUUUUUUACUCGAUUCAAUCGAUUUUAAAUUUAUAAAAUUUUACGCAUACAUUAUUUGUAAAAUUUUUAAGUUUUUUUUUUCAUUUUUUUUUACUUGUGUAUAACGCUUGGAUUUUACGGCUGUGUUUUUAUGUCUUGUAAAGUGUAUUUUCUAUAGCAUAUACAUACACACUCAGAUCUUUUUUAUCCCCGAAGGGGUAUUCAGAGUCACAAGUGGUGCAUCCACUUUCCUGACCUUGCAACUUAGUUGCUGUGUUGUGUAUAAUAUAUUAAAUAAUAAUAUGUAUUCCAUAAUUUUUGUACAAUCAAAUCAAUAGGUAUAAUAAUUGUUAUAAAUUUGAUGUCUAUUGACUUUAAAGUAAAUAUUGUGAUGCAAGUACUUUUCUAUGUUUUUAAAAUUUCAUAUUAGAAUUUUUGUGCAAUAAAACAGUUAGUGUAGAAUGAUCACUGUGAUUUUUUUAUAAUAAAUAUUGGAAGUGUAA
Messenger RNA from Manduca sexta (tobacco hornworm), 3248 nucleotides. Its product is annotated as lipase 1. Bases 837 to 1886 code for a protein of 349 amino acids. The record is from RefSeq and is a predicted model, not a curated record. The transcript is spliced from 4 exons. NCBI's taxonomy places the organism in Eukaryota, Metazoa, Arthropoda, Insecta, Lepidoptera, Sphingidae.